Messenger RNA from Oreochromis niloticus (Nile tilapia), 3953 nucleotides. RefSeq names its product polo-like kinase 3 (Drosophila) (gene plk3). Gene Ontology annotation, cellular component: nucleus; centrosome; cytoplasm. Gene Ontology annotation, biological process: protein phosphorylation; Golgi disassembly; mitotic G1/S transition checkpoint signaling. Lineage: Eukaryota; Metazoa; Chordata; Actinopteri; Cichliformes; Cichlidae. The record is from RefSeq and is a predicted model, not a curated record. Gene Ontology annotation, molecular function: ATP binding; protein serine/threonine kinase activity; protein binding. Bases 140 to 2143 code for a protein of 667 amino acids. The transcript has 15 exons.
UUUCCUCCACACCAGUUGGAUACAAUUGAGAGGCACGGACGUACCGUGAAGACGCACUUGGCACUUUUACGGAAAAAAUAAGAAAUAUUUAAGCGAGACGGAGACACGUACGAGUCGAUCGUUUAUUCCGCUGUGAUAAAUGAGUACCGGCUGUUUCACCGCGGCUCAGCGGAUUUCGUGCCACACCAUGAAUGCGGAUUUAUUUAAGCCUGCUCCGGAGCGUGGUGGACCCCAACAGACUUCUGCCCCGGCGAAAAACAGCAGGAAUAAACACGACCAACCCAAACCGGAGCUGGCUCAGGUUGUGACGGAUCUCAAGACGGGGAGGUCCUACAUUAAAGGGAAGCUUUUGGGAAAGGGCGGCUUUGCUCGAUGCUAUGAGAUGACAGACCUGUCCAACAACAAAAUGUAUGCAGUGAAGGUGAUCCCACAGAGCAGGGUGUCCAAACCACACCAGAGAGACAAGAUUACGAACGAGAUCGAGCUGCACAGAACGCUGUCACACAAGCAUGUGGUGAAAUUCUCCCACUAUUUCGAGGACCAAGAAAACAUCUACAUCUUCCUCGAGCUGUGCAGUCGGAAGUCCCUGGCACACAUUUGGAAGGCGAGACACACACUCACAGAGCCUGAAGUGCGCUAUUACCUCAGACAGAUCAUAUCCGGCCUCAAGUACCUCCACAGCAGAGGAAUCCUGCACAGGGAUCUCAAACUAGGGAACUUUUUCAUCAAUGAGAACAUGGAGUUGCGGCUGGGAGACUUUGGCCUCGCUGCCAAGCUGGAGACAGUUGAACAAAGAAAAAAAACAAUCUGCGGGACUCCUAAUUACUUGGCUCCUGAGGUGCUCAACAGACAGGGCCACGGCACAGAGUCUGACGUGUGGUCCCUCGGAUGUGUCAUGUACACACUGAUGUGUGGAAACCCUCCUUUUGAGACACUCGACUUGAAAGAGACGUACAAGUGUAUUAAAGAAGUUCGCUACAACCUUCCCUCCACGCUUUCCCCUGCUGCUCAGAAACUCAUCUCAGGCAUCCUACAGAAGAAUCCCAGUGACAGACUCACGCUGGAUCAGAUCCUCAACCACGAGUUCUUCAAAGGUUUCACUCCUGACAAACUUCCUCCCAGCAGCUGUACAAUGGUGCCAGAGCUACACCCUCCCAGCCCUGCCAAGAAAUUCUUCACUAAAAUGGCCAAAAGCCUAUUUGGAAAGAAGAAAGCAAAAGUGGAAAAAAUUCCAUGCGAGGACAAAGAGGACAAGGAUAUUUCCAAGCUGGUGUCGGGCAUCGUUAAAUGUUCCAUCAACCGGCAGAUCAGCUACAAAACAGUGGGACCCAAUGAGGUGCAGUCUCCCACCGGUCAGCUGGUGAGCUCUGUGCCUCUGGAGCAGACUCCUGCUGAGGAGGAAUCCAGGAAGUCCAUUUCCAGGUCCUUUAAGGGCACCAUGGCCAGCAGCACUGAACCAUGUGAGGAUGUGCUGACCCCUGCAGCUGUCGCUGACUCUGCGCUGAAAGUUCUCACGAACUGCCUGGCCACCAUGCCUGCAGCCAAUAGGAAUCCACCCUGCCUGUCCAGUCCGCAGUCCUUCCUGUGGGUGACUAAAUGGGUUGACUACUCCAACAAGUAUGGCUUUGGCUACCAGCUCUCGAACCAAAACGUAGGCGUGCUCUUCAAUGAGGGAACACAUCUCAGUCUUUGUGACCAGCGCAAGACAGUCCACUACUGCUUGACCAACAACAAACACUUCAGCUUCCCUGCAAACUCUCUACCUGAGCAGCUGCGCAACCAGAAACAAAUAGUCGAACUAAUGGCUAACUACAUGGAGGAGAACCUAAUGGAGGGUGGAGAUCUGCAUUGUGAGGAACAUGUCUCAGCUCCUCCUCCUCUGCUCCUCCAGUGGGUGAAGACUGACCAUGCUCUUGUCAUGCUCUUCAACAAUGGCACUCUACAGGUUAACUUCUACACAGACCACACCAAAAUCAUCCUGUGCAAGUCUUCUGACGACGCCUACCUGCUUACCUAUAUCAGUCGGGAACGUGCCUCGUGCACGUACCUCCUCAGCAUGCUGAAUGAAAUGGGCUGCACAUCUGAGCUACGACACCGCCUUAGAUAUGUGGUCCAGCUUCUCCAGCACCACACUGAUGCCUGAGAGCGCAGCUCAGUGCCUCCCAGGCUGCCCGAGUGACAGAUGCCUUAGAGGCAACCUGACUGGUUGAUACAGUUUCUCAAGGCAUAGCCAAGCAAGGCAAUGUGUUCAUAUGCGUGACGGAUGAAAAGGAUGCUCAACUUCUCUGAGCAAUAUUCUUGUCUGGCUUAGUGCCUAGGCAGCUGAUUUAUCAAACUGACUGAUUUUGAUAAAUGUCAAGCAGUCAGGGAGUUGCCCAAAGCAGCAUCUGCCUCAAGGGGUUGUGCCUAUCCAGCUUAAGCCUCAAAGGUAUCCACCUGGAAAGUAUUGAUACCUAAAAUAAAAGACUCAUACAUGGCCUGAAAUGAUGGAUCCCUCAUCGGCAGAUUCCUAAAAAAACUAAAAAAAGACAAAAAAAACCAAACCACCCAGUUAUCCUCCCUCACUCAAAUGCACUGCUUCUUGUCUUGGGCCUUUCAAAUCCACCAACCCUACAGCUUUCAGCCUCCCCUGAUAGCCCAUCACCCAGGCAUGGUUUAUUAAACAUUUCUCAACACUAAAAUUGUCCCUUUUGCUCAGAAUGGAGAUAAUCUUGCAGCAGAUUUCCAAAAGUAUUUUAGCAGCAAGGUCUUUUACACCGUUCUCUUGCGCUCCAACUGAUCUUUCAGCAAAGAAGCUUUGUGAAGAGGUAUGGUUUGACUAGCGAGAAAGACCCCCCCCCCUAAACCCUCAAUUGGUUAAUGGUCUUUUUUUUGUGGUACCAUGGUGUACACUUGUUUUUUCAAAUUUUUUAAAAAAAUAGAAAAAAGAGCCAGCUACAGGAUCACACUACAAUCUUGACCUCACACGCACAAAUAUGCCUGGCCUUAUUUGAUGAUGGUGAUGCUUAAGUUUGGGAGUCAUUGCUUCUUCUGCUCCAACAUCUUUUUUUGUUUUUUAAAUUGCAACCAAAUUUCACUGAUGUGGUGCAUAAGAAACUACUGGGGCUGCAGGAGUAAACACAAUUUUGCACUUUCUUUUUUUUUUCCUUCUGUAAAUUCAUCAGGCGUACGAAGCCUUUUACCACUUGUUAGCUUUUUUUUAUUUGCUUUUAACUAGAUACCAAAAAGCAUUUCAACUUUUCCGUUUGUUUUUAAAAAAGAAAAAAAUAGAUUCAACUUUUUUUAAAAUUCACAUACAGUAGGUGAAUGUGCGCUCCACACGUGCUGGGAAGCUGAACUGUUGGUUGGAUAAUGGGGUGGGGGAAAGGGGGGUAAAAGUGCCUUUCUGAGGGAUGCCCGUUUAGUGCAAUAACAGCCCUUUGUGAAUGUCAAGCUGGCUACAAACAAGAUUGAGAUGGGUUUUAGAGGUGGGAUUUACUUUUGGACUUUGUACCAAGUUUAAAAGUAAGUCCAAUAGCACUACACUCUCACUACCUGGUAUAAGCUUUUAGAACAACUGUUAGAAGUAUAUAUUCCAAUAAUAUCUACUAAGGGAAAAAAAAAAAAAAAAAAAAGAAAACCUUGUACUCUGUCGUACUGUACUGUAAUCCUGAUCGGUUUACAUUGCUUUCUUGACCCAGAGUUGUAUCCUAAAAACUGUGACCUGGAAUGCAAGUAUUAUGUACAUGUGUUUUCAGAAAACUCAACAUUGUGAAAGCCAUCUGCCAAUUCAAAAGAGUCUUUAUUUUUUUGGCACAUAAUGUCGUGUUUAUUUAUUUUUUAUUUAUACAUAGUUUUUUAUUUAUUGUGCAAAUGUUCCGGUCUUGACACAAGUAAACGUUCAAUUCCGAUCACUUUUUUUGUAACGUAUUUUGGGGGAAAAAUGGGACAAAAAUAAAGUUUAUUGAAAAUGA